Molecule: messenger RNA, 1570 nt
Organism: Pyrus x bretschneideri (Chinese white pear)
Lineage: Eukaryota; Viridiplantae; Streptophyta; Magnoliopsida; Rosales; Rosaceae
Product: MADS-box transcription factor 23
Exons: 9
Coding region: 363-1112 (249 amino acids)
Biological process (GO): positive regulation of transcription by RNA polymerase II
Cellular component (GO): nucleus
Molecular function (GO): DNA-binding transcription factor activity, RNA polymerase II-specific; protein dimerization activity; RNA polymerase II cis-regulatory region sequence-specific DNA binding
Source: RefSeq, a predicted model, not a curated record
UCUCUUCCUCUUACGCGUGCCCAUUCUGAUCUGCCUUUUGUAACGUGAGCACCUCCUCCGAUUACCUCCCGCUGGUCAACAGGCCUCUGUAACUUUAUUUGAUUCACCUGGCAAAAUAUGGCCCCAGAAAGCGAGUAGAAUUGUCCUUCUCUACUCUAGUGAGUGGGGGAUGCGGUCCAGACCAUUACCACUAAGCGGUUUCCCUCCAGAACACUCCAUACCGCGUUUCCUCAAAUAAACAGGGUUUCUACUUUGUGGCUUUGCGUAGAAAGCAUUUAUAGGUAGGUAUAUCUGAGGAAAUUAAGGAAAGAAGGAGGCUGCUACUGUUUUUUUAUCAGAGCUUGUUUCUUCCAAAAGAAGGUAUGGGGAGAGGAAAGAUUGUGAUUCGAAGAAUUGACAAUUUAACGAGCAGGCAAGUGACCUUUUCCAAGAGAAGAAAUGGGUUGAUUAAGAAGGCUAAGGAGCUAUCAAUCCUUUGUGAUGCUGAGGUUGGAUUGAUUAUCUUCUCUAGCACCGGCAAGCUUUACGAUUAUGCUAGCACUAGCAUGAAAUCAGUUAUCGAUCGUUUCAACAAACUGAAAGGGGAGCAUCAACUGCUGAAUCCUGUUUCGGAAGUCAAGUUUUGGCGAAGGGAAGCAGCAAGCUUGAGGCAACAAUUGCGGUACUUCGAAGAAUGUCACAGGCAGUUAAUGGGGGAAGAACUUUCUAGUUUGAGCGCCAAAGAUCUACAAAAUUUGGAAAGCCAACUUGAGAUGAGUUUGAAAGGUGUUCGAAUGAAAAAGAGCCAGAUAUUUAAUGAUGAAAUAAAAGAACUAAACCAGAAGGGAUCUUUCAUACAUCAAGAGAAUAUAAAACUGCAUAAGAACCUAGACCUCGUAAGUAAAGAGAAUGAGGAACUGCAAAAGAAGGUUUAUGAAGCAAGGGAUGUGAAUCGAGGAAACAAAAGUUCCCAGCCUCCAUAUAGCAUCAGUAAUGAUUAUGAUUUGCAUGCACCCAUCCAUCUGCAGCUAAGCCAGCCACAGAAUCAAACUCAGCCUGGGCCUGGUCCUAAGAACAAUGAAGUACCAGCAAAAGCAAUAUAUAACCCCACUAAAGAAUUACAACUGCAUUAGCAAAGCUGUUUCACAGUUGUGGAUGGCCAUGUCAUAAUGCAGAAUGCAGACAACUUGCACCGCAGUGAAAGCCAAUCUUUUAGGAGCGAAAUGUCAUACUACAGUAAAUGUAUCCAACCGAAGGACCAAAAGCUUUGGUACGAAAUGUUCUGUCAAACAAACUUCGCAUUUCUGUAAAAAAAUUAGACAACCAGUGUGUAAGUUUAUACAAUAUGGGAGAGAAUUGUGUCAGGACCAACUUUUAUCUGCAUUAAAUAUGUGUUGUGACCAAUCAGAUAACAAUUGUCAAUUGUUAUGCCUAGAUGACUUUCAAACUGACCAUUAUGUUUUUAUUAAUUCUAGCAGCAAAAUUCUGAUGGAAAAAUAGUUAAAUAAGAAAUAUGGAGACACGGAACAAUAUCAUGGAAGAUACAUUUAAGAAGAUAACGAGUUAUUAUCCUUUAGAGAGUAAACCUGUA